UCCAAACCUUCACUAUCCUUUGCCUGAUACUGGGUUAGCCUUUGCCUUCUCUCUUUGUUUUCAUCAUCAUCAAGCCACAGAGAGAAACAGGCAGCAAUGGGAGUUUCUUUCUUGACAACUGUCGCGCCUUCUCUGGUCCAUCUCACAUCUUUAAGCUCCACCAGUAAUGCUGCUUCAUCUAGAUCUCUUCCAGGUACUACUACUGCAGCAAUUCGGUGUAGUAAAAUUGAGACGGAUGGAGUUGGUGGUGGAGAGGGCAUUUUCCAUACCCAGAGAAGAAAUGUUUUAACAUGCUUUGGUGCUACUAUUGCCCUGGAACUCGUGGGAAGCUCAGGAUCCCUUGUGGAAAUGGCUACCGCAGCUGAUCUCAUCCAACGCAAACAACGAUCCGAGUUCCAGUCCACUGUAAAGAGUACACUCUUCACUGCAAUAAAGGCAAAGCCUGAAAUCAUUCCAUCAUUGCUGACUUUGGCCCUCAACGAUGCCAUGACGUAUGACAAGGCUACCAAAACUGGAGGACCAAACGGAUCAGUACGAUUCAGUUCAGAGAUAAACAGACCUGAAAACAAGGGACUGUCUGCAGCCUUAGACGUACUAGAAGAAGCAAAGAAGGAGAUUGAUUCAACCUCCAAGGGCGGACCUAUCUCCUAUGCAGACCUUGUCCAGUUUGCAGCACAAAGCGCUCUCAAGGCUACGUUCUUAGCAUCAGCAAUCCGCAAGUGUGGUGGAAACGAAGAGAAAGGGUCGCUGUUGUACUCUGCAUAUGGCUCAAAUGGGCAGUGGGGGUUAUUCGAUAAGCAGAUGGGCAGGGCAGAUGCAACAGAACCCGAUCCUGAAGGCAGGGUUCCUCAAUGGGAUAAAGCCACUGUGCAGGAGAUGAAAGACAAGUUCUCAGCAGUCGGACUAGGUCCUCGCCAGCUUGCGGUCAUGUCUGCAUUCCUGGGGCCAGAUCAAGCUGCCACUGAGGCUAUGCUGGCUGCAGACCCUGAUGUGGCACCGUGGGUCCAGAAGUACCAGCGCAGUCGAGAGACUGUGUCCGAGACAGAUUACGAGGUGGAUCUCAUUACAACCCUAACCAAAUUAAGCAGUCUGGGUCAAACGAUCAACUACGAGGCCUACUCCUACGCUCUGCCGAGAAUUGAUAUCACCAAACUCAAACUCUAGCUCGGGAAAACAACUUAUUCCAACCAGGCAGGAACAGCAUUCAACAGCAGAGAGUUAAGAUUGUUGGCUAACCGUCAGUUUUGGAGCUGAGAUAUCAUCACUUGUCAGCUCCACAAGACUUGAAGAGCUGUUAUUUUCGUCUUGGAUGAUGGAUUUGUAUUGAUAAAUUUGGUAAUUGGGAUACAUGACUUAAUGUUGAGACGAUGAAUUUAAGAGACUGAAAGCCAACAUGGAUUAUACAAAGUGUCUUGCUGAAAUCCACCGUUCAAUUUUACUCAUUUGCAAGUGUAACCAACUUCAAACAAUCCUUUCCAAAACCCAACUAUUUCACAAUCCAUGCAAUAUUCUGAACAAUCCCACCAUCCAGUGCAAACCAACCCUAAUGAUCAAUAUAAAAUUAUAAUGAAA
Linum trigynum is the source of this 1572-nucleotide messenger RNA. NCBI's taxonomy places the organism in Eukaryota, Viridiplantae, Streptophyta, Magnoliopsida, Malpighiales, Linaceae. The record is from the annotation of a GenBank genome assembly.